AUAGAUUGAUACAAAGAAUGUUUUUCUCGAAACUCCUCAUCUUCAUUAAUCUGGAUAUUUUCUUUAUUGUUGUCACUGGAUCCCCGUCUUGUCCCCAUGGUUGGUAUCAACAUGGAUCCUCGUGCUAUGUAUUCAUUGAUGGCGUCCUAAACAGCUGGACUGAAGCCAUGUCGUUUUGUAAGGGACUCUCUGCUAAACUGGUGGAAAUAGAGACGCGGGAUGAAAAUGAUUUCCUGCAGCAGCAUCUACAAAACAUGGUACAUAGUCAUAACUACUGGAUUGGUUUAACAGACGCGAUUGUUGAAAAUGAAUGGUUAUGGAUGUCUACUCAGAAAGAAGCUCAAUUCACUAACUGGGGUCUCUUCCAGCCUGAUAAUGCCCAAAACAUGGAGGACUGUGCUGACAUUGCGUCUUUCUUUCCACACGGCGUCUGGAAUGAUGAAGAUUGUGACGCCAAGCUUCAUUUCAUUUGUGAAAAAGACUUGACAAGUACAACGCCUCUUCCAGUUGGUAAUCUUGUUGGUUAA
This is a messenger RNA of Saccostrea cuccullata (small rock oyster), 527 nucleotides long. RefSeq names its product perlucin-like. The coding region runs from base 18 to 527 and encodes 169 amino acids. NCBI's taxonomy places the organism in Eukaryota, Metazoa, Mollusca, Bivalvia, Ostreida, Ostreidae. Gene Ontology annotation, molecular function: signaling receptor activity. The record is from RefSeq and is a predicted model, not a curated record. The transcript has 5 exons.